CAUGAAACUAAAGCACAGCAUUCAAGAACUCAUGGCUUCAACUAAGAUAGUUCUUGGUGCAAUCUUCAUUGCUUCCUUCUACUUAUCUGCCUCCCUUGCCUUCCCCCCUGGUCACCAUGAGGGUGCCUAUCCAGUUGGAAAUGGCCCAAUCUCAGGUCUUUCUCCAGAUUACUACAAGUUCACAUGCCCACAAGCCGAUGAGAUUGUGGUGUCUAUACUGAAGAAGGCUAUCGCAAAGGAACCAAGGAUAGCUGCUUCCCUUCUCAGGCUCCUAUUUCAUGACUGCUUUGUUCAGGGCUGUGAUGCAUCAGUUCUUUUGGAUGACACUGAGGAAUUCGUAAGCGAGAAAAGUGCUAUUCCCAAUAAGAAUUCAAUUAGGGGAUUUGAGGUCAUAGAUGAGAUCAAAGCCGCACUUGAAGAAGCAUGCCCACAUACAGUCUCCUGUGCAGACACUAUUGCCCUAGCAGCCAGAGGUUCAACAGUACUGAGUGGUGGACCAUAUUGGGAGCUUCCAUUAGGAAGGAGAGAUUCAAAGACAGCAAACAUGAAGCUAGCAAAUAAGAACCUUCCUCCCCCAAAUGCAACUCUACACCGUCUUAUCAAGUUUUUCCAAAGGCAAGGACUGGAUAAGGUGGACCUUGUGGCACUAUCAGGAAGCCACACGAUCGGAAAGGCCAGAUGUGUGAGUUUCAAACAGCGCCUCUACAAUCAGCAUAGAGAUAAAAGACCAGACAUCACGCUAGAGAAAAGUUUCUAUCACACAUUGGCAUCGGGGUGCCCACGCACUGGUGGUGAUAACAACAUACGAUCACUAGAUUUUGUCAGCCCUUCAAAAUUUGACAACAGCUACUAUAAGCUGAUAUUGGAGGGAAAAGGGCUUCUCAAUUCAGAUGAAGUUUUGUGGACAGGAAAAGACCCAGAAAUAGCAGGGCUGGUUAAAAGUUAUGCAGAAAACGAGCCACUAUUCUUUGAACACUACGUGAAUUCCAUAAUCAAAAUGGGGAACAUAAAUCCCCUCAUGGGUCACAAUGGAGAAAUCCGCAAGAACUGUCGUAGGGUCAAUCAGGAGGUCUAGCCAUCAAAAUGCUUCUGUUUGAAUUAGGUUCCUUUGCUUGUGAUGAACCAUUUACUUUGCAUGUUAUGUCAGUUUGAAUGUCAGCAUGCCAAUGUGUGGUGGCAUAAGAUGUAACUUUAACUUCAGUUUGCUUUUUUUUUCUAAUUUGUUAAUGUAAGCCGACUACUUUCAACGAAAUGUAUCUCAUUUUCUUUUGCUCUGAAUCAA
Messenger RNA from Panicum hallii, 1282 nucleotides. Its product is annotated as peroxidase 9-like. Gene Ontology annotation, biological process: hydrogen peroxide catabolic process; response to oxidative stress. Bases 2 to 1075 code for a protein of 357 amino acids. The record is from RefSeq and is a predicted model, not a curated record. NCBI's taxonomy places the organism in Eukaryota, Viridiplantae, Streptophyta, Magnoliopsida, Poales, Poaceae. Gene Ontology annotation, molecular function: heme binding; peroxidase activity. The transcript has 4 exons.